Molecule: messenger RNA, 213 nt
Organism: Aspergillus nidulans FGSC A4
Lineage: Eukaryota; Fungi; Ascomycota; Eurotiomycetes; Eurotiales; Aspergillaceae
Exons: 2
Coding region: 1-213 (70 amino acids)
Source: RefSeq, a predicted model, not a curated record
AUGCUGACAGAUGCCUUUCAGCCGCUGCAGCUCCGGGCUUUGAAGAAGCUCUACGAGAACUGGCUCAUGGACCAGAACCUGUCCAUAUAUUUCAGCUCAGAUCAAGAUGCUAUGAUUCUCGAUGAGUUGGUAUUUCUGGAAGACGCCGGCACUGAAACGACCAAGCAAGAUGAUCGGGAAAAAGUUAUGUACAUGGUCGACAAAGGAGCUUGA